Molecule: messenger RNA, 1271 nt
Organism: Zingiber officinale
Lineage: Eukaryota; Viridiplantae; Streptophyta; Magnoliopsida; Zingiberales; Zingiberaceae
Product: EPIDERMAL PATTERNING FACTOR-like protein 2
Exons: 3
Coding region: 390-728 (112 amino acids)
Biological process (GO): guard cell differentiation; stomatal complex development
Source: RefSeq, a predicted model, not a curated record
UUUCGAGAAUUAGAAUCCCAACGCAGCACAUGCCCGAUCCCUCCCUCUCCAUUGCAGCGCGCAGGGAAUCCAUGCGCUUUACUGCUCUGCUUUCAUCCGGCUCGGGAUUACAUUUUCUUCUUUGCGACAUCAAUGUCGCAGCUGAGCUGCGGUUGUUCUUUCAACUUUCGCUGGCUUUGCUUGUAAAGCCCCCGCGCCAACUCUUGUCCUUUUUCUAUGCUACUCUGGCUCGCACUCCCUCUCAUUUCCCUUGCUCAUUAAUGCACUCCAUACCUGUCUGGCUCCACUUCUAUUUGACCCCAUCAUCAUCUCCUCUCUCUCUUUCUUCUCGCUAUAAAUCAUACAACAGGCAGUGAUCACACUGAACAAUUAACUCCCCUUCUCUCGAAAUGGGACUUCUCCACCGGAUCAACUCUCUCCUUUUAUUCAUACUUCUCUGCGGUUCCACUGCAUUCAACCAUUCAGUGGAAGGGAGAUUGCAAGCGUUCAGGCUUCUGGAAAUCGCAAGCGGCGUUAGAGAUCAAAAGGUGCGAGCUUUGAUUGGGUCAAGGCCUCCGAUGUGCGAGAGGAGGUGCAGAGGAUGCGGCCACUGCGAGGCAAUUCAAGUACCCGUGAUCCCUCAAGCACUGAACAAGGCCAUGGCCUCCGAUCUGAGGGGAGACAUCGGCUCCAAUUACAAGCCCCUGAGUUGGAAAUGCAAGUGCGGAGACUUGAUAUUUAAUCCUUGAAAUUCUAUACGAGAUCGACCAACUGUGGAUAAUAUACCGUGCUUGAUGCUUCUUUUCUACAUUUCCUUAAUCUUCUUAAUUCCCCUUCUGUUCGGAGAUCAAAAAUAGACAGAAACUACGUUGACAAGACAGGGCACAAGUUUUCCGGCCACGCCAUUCCUUCUCCACGAAAUGUCAUGUCCAGCGAAUCAAUCCAUCUCGCUUCCUGGCGAGAUUUGGGUGCAGUAAAGCUGCGGGCGAUAUCUCGAUCUCGAAAUGUGUGCGUCGAUGAGGCAUCUCAUUGAUGUCAUCGCGUGGCAGCAAAUUGAAGAGGAUCUCUUUUUCUUUGGGCAUCAGCCAUGCACGCAGACUGCUGCUGCUGCUGUCUGUGGCUAGCUCUGUUGUCCUGAUCCAAGAUUCCAGAUUGGGGAGGAAAAAGAUGAUGAAAGGAAAUUAUUAAAUUUGUUGAUUAUUAUAAAACAGAGAGAGAUCGAUCGACUUGGAAUAAUUGAAUAUGAAGUGGUGGUUUGCUGGUCAUUAUGUGGAGGCCAUUGACCGUUGGUC